Messenger RNA from Amborella trichopoda, 1252 nucleotides. Lineage: Eukaryota; Viridiplantae; Streptophyta; Magnoliopsida; Amborellales; Amborellaceae. The record is from RefSeq and is a predicted model, not a curated record.
UACAACUCUCCUUCUUCCCAAACACUCCCAAAUUGACACCUCGGUUUUUAUCAGCUGCCCAAAAAUUACGUCUUAUUUGGUUCAAUAAAAUUGCUUAUUUUGGCACUUAAUACAAAAAAUUCAAAGCAUCCUCAUCCACAAACUUCAAUAAAUACUUCACCAGAAGAUUACUAGAUUUUGAGGUCAGACCUCUCUCUCUCUCUAAAAAAAGAUGAGGGGUGUUGACUCCAGAAAGCCAACCAUACUAUAUAAGUGAUAAAGUGCCUGAAUUGUAUCGCCCCAACGAGGCUGUGUGCUUUGUGCUUCGAUCUAUGUAUGAGUUCGCUCCGAGGGACCAUUUCGAGCCAUGAGUAACACCAUGAGGCCUAGAAUGAGAGGACUAUUGUACCUGGUCUAUGACAGGGGUUAAACCUUGAACCACUCCAUUCAAACAGAGACUUCGGUCCUUCUUGUUUUGUGUUUUCUCUCUCUUAAUCCACUCAUUCUUUAGAGUUUUCCAUGGAGGAUUUCAAAUUGGGCAAGGGGAAAAGUAGCAAACUAGACCGAAUUCUGCAAAAAUUGGGGAGAAGCCGUUCUGUGCAUAACCAAAAGCCUCCGAAACCAUUGCUUCCUGAUUCAAAGAGCAAAUCGUGGCCGCGAUCGCGGAGUUUGAAGGAAAAAACUUCCGUUCAGAAGGGAAAGGUGGCCCCUGAAGGCUGCUUCACUGUGUACGUGGGUUCAGAGAAGGAGCGAUUCGUUCUCAAAACAGAUUACAUAAACCACCCCCUCUUUCGGGUUCUUCUUGAAGAGGCUGAGAUGGAGUAUGGGUUCAAUAGUGAUGGUCCUCUGGUUUUGCCUUGUGAGGUUGAUUACUUUAACCAGGUCUUAAUUGAGAUGCACAACGAUAAAAUACAUGGAGGUUGUGCCUUCCCUAAAGGACUCAAUGGUUAUCAACUUCUCAGUCCAACUCGAAUUGGGGCAGGUUGAAUCCUCAAAUCCUUUGAAGAUUCUCUCUCUCUCUCUCUCUCUCUCUCUCAUGAAUUUUGACUUCUAAUGAUCUUGUAUUUUAUCUGUAAUCCUUAGUAAGCCUGCAACACAGUUUCGCUUGUUGUAAAUGCAUGUUGAGUUUAUUAGAGCGUAUAGACCUUUUUCUAGGGUUUGGGUUUCCUUGUAGUGUAUGUUUCCUGUAUCAUCUACAAAGAUGUUAUGUUUAAGAUCUCAUCAAUCAAUCUUGUUGAUCUGACUGGGAUCUGAAUUAUUAAUAAACGAUGCA